GGCAAUUCGAAAGCCAAAACGGGAGAGUUGUGUGGAAAAUCGGGGUAAAAUUUUCACUCAGAACGUGAGGAACCGCGGCGAAGUGAGGUCAUGAGCCACCGGUAUGAGCAUGGAAAUACCAGAAACCGUGUCCCUGCGCAAGUUUCGCGACUUCUCGGCGCGCCAGAAGCAGGAGCUGUACGAGACGCUCCUCGAGUUGGCCGAAUCCAUCGAGGAGCUGCCCAAGAAGUCGCUGCGGAAGACCCUGGAACUCACACUGGCCGUCUUGGAGUACAAGGGCGAGCAGGUGCAGCGGCUGCAGGACCAGAGUGCUGGCGCUGGAGGAUCCUCUGACCGCCGCCUGCAGGACGAGAACGAGAAGCUGAAGCGAAUGCUGCAGAAGCUGGAGGACGAACGCGAUGGCCAGAAAAGCAAGACAAAGGAGUUAGGGGAGGAAAUCCGCCAGUUGGAGCUGCGUUUAAGGGAAGCAGCCCAGCAGGCCGAGGCCAGCGACAAGGACUCGUCGGAUCCCUUGUCCGAGUUGGACAAACAGGAGCAGCUACUCCAGAACAUCGACUCAAAGAAUAAACACAUCAAGAGGCUGCUCAAGGAAAUUGAGACGCUCCAAAACCAAAACAUAGCUCAAUCCAAGACCAUAGUGCUCCACGAACGAGAGCUGCAGAACAUCAAGGCCAAUCUUGUGCAGCUCAGCCAGGACAUCACCAAAGUGGAGCAGGAGCGGAAAUCCCUAAAGCAAAAGGAGCAGCAGCAGAGCCUGGAGAUCACUCGACUGGAGGGCAAUGUGACCUUCCUGGAGGUGGAACGUGAAAAACAGGAGUUGGAAAUGCGGCAGUUCCUGGACAAAUACGAGACGAAGUCACUGGGUUGGAGGCAGGCGCUCGAGGAUCGAGACAGGGAGUUGGAACGCCUCAAGAAACAGCUGGAGGGCAAGAGCAUCAGCUCGGUGCAGACCACUUCCUCCGGUAGCCACAGUCAACAGGAGGAGGAGCACGUAAAGCUAAGACAUCUUUUGGAAUCUCGGGAGCAGCUCAUUGAGAAGCUGGAGGCGAGGCUCAAGACGAUGGCGGAGGAGAUGGUCAGCUCCACCCGGGUGAUGAACCAGUUGAGCCUCGAAAAGGAGCGAUAUCAGGAUCCCGAGCAGCCGCGUGCCUGCUGUCAGCUGAUCGAGGAGCGGCUCCGAGUGGCCAAUGCCCGCAAUCUGGAGCUGUCGGCAAUGCUGGAGGCCUCCGAGCAGGACAAUGUCCUCAAGUCGAAGCAGGCACUUCAUGCCCUGAAUGCCCUGGAAUGCUACAAAAAAGGUGAGGAUGGCUUGGUGCCAGCACUACGACGCUGCUCGGGAUUGGAACAGAAGCUAGCAGGACGCGAUAAGCAACUAAGGACCUACAUCCAGGAGUUGAAUUCCCUGCACGAAGUGGUGCAGGAAAACGAGCUGUUGCGAGCCCAACUCAAAAUACCCAAAGAUGUGGUCAUUUUGGAAAAUGUGCAUUCCAAGCAGCGCAACAAGGACAAACAGAUCGAGCGGUUGAGCCUUAAAUUGCGAACUUCCGAGGAACUGCGUCUGCAACUGAAGCUGGACAAGAGUGAGCUGAGACGAAAGCUACUGGAGCUGCAACAGGAUCAACCAAAGCGAUUGGACGAAUCCUUGCAGGCGCCCAGCGAAGUGGGUGAAGUUCCCGCCAGUGUGGCAGUUCCCCUGGAGAAUUCCCCAAGACGUGGCCAGGGCGAUGGAGCAGCCAGCUCGGAGAUGCAAAACCGAUACGAUGAAGUCUUGGCCGAAAAUGAGACACUGCGCUCCGGCAUGUACGAGAUUUUGGAGAAGUUGAGGGAGUACGAUGCCACUUCCGAGCACAUAACCAUCGAUUCCGAGCUACUGCGCCGUCUAAUCGAAGCUCUUCCCAGUGGCACGGCCCCUCCACAGCGCCUCCAGGGUCAACUUCUGGAGCUGAAGGCCCGGGAGGAGGCACUGCGUCAAUUGCUGCAGCAGCAGAACUACAGCGACUCGGAAACGGGUGAAUUGUCCUCCGUGCAAAGUCUUGGCGAUGUGCCGGAAAUGCCAGAGGAACAUGCCGAUGUGGAGGAUCCCCAUAUUAAUACAGCCACAAGGCCAAGUUCUCCAACUGAAGCCACAGAGGGACUACACAGACCUACCAUAACAGAUACCCAACAGGAACCCAGAGCUGAGGAUCUGGCAGAACUCUCCAUUCUUCGAAAGCAUUACGAGGAACUGCGUCUUCACAUGUCCGCCGAUGGCAGUGAAUUAGUGAGUCAAAAUCAACAGCUUCACGAUAAAUUAAUAACUUUGGAGUUGCAACUGGAAAAGCAAGGGAAUUCCUAUAGUUAUAUGAGAAGAGACUACGAUCAAUUGCUCACAGAGUCGAGAAAACAGGAACAAAGAUUUAUAGAGGACAAGGCAUCCUUAGCCAUAAAUAUAGAGCAGCAAAAGAGUGAACUAUUAGCCACUAGAAAUCAAUUAAAGAAGGUUACAAGUAUAAAUUUAUAUACCUACGAAGAGCAGCAAAAGUUGGAGCAACGCAAUGCCAUUUUGAGUAUGCAACUUGGUCAGGCGGUGGAGCAAAUGCUGGGCGAAUUAAAACCCUCGGAUUUAUGUACAGAGUAUGGCAUUAUCAAGGAAAACUAUCAGUUGGAUUAUAUCACAGCUGAGGACUUUGAAAAGCAACAGCAGGAAUUGGUCAACUGGCGGAGUAAACAGGAGGAACUGCAAAGGGAAACCAAACAGUUGGAGGGUCUACUUCAGGUGGCCAACGAACAGAUUCAUUCCCAGCAAAAGCUACUCAAUGAGAUCACCGAUAACCACAUUAAUCUGCGUCAUCUGGUGGCAGAUCUUCAAAGUAGUUCCGAUGAGAAACUUAUGUUGGCCAAGGUUCAAAGGGAUUUGGACAGUGUCAAAGCUGAGUGCUCUCGCUUGGAAACAGAGCGUGAGCAACUGCAGCAAAAGGCGGACUCCCUGCAAAGCCAACUCUUGGCCAGCGAGUUAUCCUUGAAACAAACGCAAGAGGACUUCCAGCAGGAGCGCUGCAAUAGCGAUAUUAAGCACAGAUUCCUCCAGCAUUCCUUGUCUAUGCUCAAAGAUAAAUAUGCCAAAUUUACGCCACUGGUCUUCCUCACCAACUUUGUGUUCGCCUACCAAAAGUUCCAACGCCGCUUGGAGGAGGAGCAAGUGCAGCUGCGUCUGGCAGAUCACUCUGCCCUAAUUGAGGAAGUAUCCACAGUGGUUCAGGCCAAGAUUGCACCCAAAGAGGAGAGUUCCCAGCAGCUGGUGAAGCUCAUUAAAUCUGAAACGCAGACGAGACUCUUGGAACAGCGUUGUGAGAUUCUGCAGACCAAACAGGAGGAGCUCCUCCGGGAACUGGGUGAAUUGAGGCUACGUCAAGCCACCGACACCGAGCAUUGGAGUACCAUUCAGGCUUUGUUCGGUGAGGGAGUAAGUCAAACCGAAUCCAAGGUGGAUGCGGAAACUAACACGGAUGCAGUGACUCCAAUUCCGGCCAUGAGGAGAGCCGCCCAACUGAUCGACAGGCAAUCCUCGCCCAUUGGUUCACCGCUCAGGAAACAUCCGCAAUUGGAUAGUGCCACUCAAACGCAGGAGGAUACAGUAAAGCUCUCGGAAACGGCAGUCCAAACGAAUGGCAUUCUCAGCCAGCAGAACCAAUCCGUUCAGACCGCCGAUGCAGUGGAGGAUAAGGAAACCAGGAGAGAUUCCGUCCUAGAGCUGCAGAAAAUGCAGGAAACCCUCCUGGAAGCCAAUCAACGCAUCGAGGUCCUUGGCAAACAAUUGGAGGCUUCCAGAUCGGUGAGCCGCGAGUCCGAGAGUCCUCACAGUGGAGUGGUGGAGAAGACCAUACUCUCCUUCCACACUUUACUCCUCGAGAAGGAUCAGUCCAUACAGAAGUACCAGGAUCUCCUGCAAACUGAAAGGGAUCAGAGUCAACAGGCCAUCAGUAAACAGGCCGCUGAAAACGAAUCACUCAGGGCCACCGUAAACAACCUCAAUUUUAAUAUCAAAACGAAGGAUGCGGAAAUUCAGGAGCUCAAGGGGAAGUUGGAACUAAAGACCAAGCCAGUUUUGGAGCGUACUCCAACCACAGACUCGAGUUCGAGUUCCGAAAACUCAGUUAAUGAACUCACGGAUGAGAAAAUUGAGGAAUUAUUUGAGAGCAGCUCGGUGGAGAGGCCUCCAGAAGAGGUUGAAGUGCCAGUGGAAAUUCCAGUUAAUGAAGAACCCGAAGGAGAAGAGGAAAAACAGGACACUGAGGAGCUCAAGGAACUGCCCACACUUCAUAAGCAAAUCAAGGAUCUGAGGGACAAACUGGAUUACAAUGAGAAGAGCCUGAAAACUAGGGAGGAAGAAGUGGAAAUACUAAAGGAUAAGUUAAAACUCUGCCAGGAGCGUGAAAAAUCUGUGGAAAGCAAUGUGAGUCCCGAAUUGGAUCAGCUACGCAACUUUUUGGAUGAAAAAGAUAGGCACAUUAAGGAUUUAAUGGAUACUCUUAAGAACUUCCAUGACGACCAGCAGCGCUAUAUCAAAGACACUUCCAACUUCUCGGAGGAUCAGAUAGCCAAGCUGGCUGCCGAUCUCAAUCGCACGGAGGCCACCAACAAGAUCUACCACACCCAGAUGGAGGCACUGCGUCGCCAGCUGGCCAAUGUGACCCAAAGGGAGAAGCAGGCCCGGGAUCUGAGUCAAUCCCUGCGGCAGCAGUUACUCAAGCGACCAGUGGUGUCCAUUAAAACGGAGUUGAAUGCCCGGGUGAAGAACGAGAAUCAGCAGAAGCGCAUCCAGCAGUUGGAGUCCGAUCUGGACGAGGCACGUGGUCAGCUGCAGCGACAGCAAACCCUACUGGAGGCCAAGCGGACGAGGAGUGCCAACGAGGUGCAGCUGUGGGAAAAGCAGAAGAGGUAUCAGCAGCAGGCGGAGAAGACCAAGGCCAGGCUGGAGGAGACGGAGUUGGCCCUGGACAAGACGAGGGCUCUCCUUCAAGCAGCUCGGACCACCAUUGCCCGUUUGGAGAAGGACAAGCAGAUACUCGAAUCCAAGCUGGGCAGGAGUGGACCGGCGAGUAAUGGCUCCACCAAUAACCUCAAAUGCUGCCGCACUCCAUCCUGCCCCAAUCUCCAGCAUGUGGGUGUCAAUAAGUUCACACCGUCGCCUUCGGAAAGUCCGGAAACCUUUACGGGUCCCAGCAGCGAGUGCAGCUCUCCGGCUCAUCAUCCCCAGGCCCAUGAGAGUGCCCAUGACCACUUCUUCGACCAGAGCCAGGCGGAUCUCAUUGGGGCCCUCAAAUCCCGCAUUGAGUUGCAGCAGCGCAAGAUCAUUGCCAUGGAACUGGAGGGCAGGGGCAGCAAUGCCCUCACCACCGAGCUGGAGAAGAUGCAGGAACGGUGCCAGGCCAUCGAGGCGCAGAACAUCCGACUGGAGGCCCGGAAUCUCCAGCUGCAAUUGGACUCGGAUCUUCUGCGGCAGGGAGACAGCAGCGAUCGCUUGCAGAAGAGGAUCAAGCACCUGGAGGACUAUAUCCUUGCCCUGAAAGAGGAGAUGGCUCGCAACGAAUCGCGGCGAGAGUUGUGCAAGUGCAGUGGCCUAAAAGUGAAUACCAAUCAGGGCCAGUCGGCGGAACAGACGAUCCUAUCGCUUCGCAACCUGGUUGAGAAACUGCGUUCGGAGAACAAGUUCUUAAAGGAUGGCCGACGGUCCACGGAGUCCAGGAGCUCCACGGAUUCCACACCGGCAGAGGCGACGCGAUUGCAGCAGCAAAAUGCAGAGGCGCUGGAGAAGAUUACCGCACUGCAGCAGGAGUUACAAAAGCGAACCAAGUGCAGUCAAUGCGGUGGUCGCAGUAAGGACGCCGCCAACGAGGAGCUGAAAUUCAUCAAGGAGCAGCUGCUGAAGAAGACGCAACUCCUGCAAAAGGCGAAAGUCCUGUUGACGCGAGCUGCCGCCAAGGAAAAAGUUCUGAGGGAACAGCUGGCCUUGUGGAAACGAAAGUGCUCCGAGCUCCAAAAUGUGCCCGUUAUUGAUGAAAUAAGCGAAUAACCACAUUUGUAUAAUAAGAUGAAUG
Messenger RNA from Drosophila gunungcola (fruit fly), 6077 nucleotides. RefSeq names its product centrosomal protein cep290 (gene Cep290). Lineage: Eukaryota; Metazoa; Arthropoda; Insecta; Diptera; Drosophilidae. The record is from RefSeq and is a predicted model, not a curated record.